UGUUUUUUUUAUCUAAUUGAUUUUAAUAAAAAAAGAAAAUAAGAUAAAAAUAGACAAGAAAUAAAUCAAAAAUUUAUUUCAGAAAUGAGUGCUCAAGUGAUUAAUGAGCUGUUUCAGCAGAUUAUUGAUUCUGAAGAGAAGAUAAAAGAAAGGUUUCAAACUUUAAAAAAAUUAAAUCAAACAAUUGAAGAUCAGCAAUUGAUGUUAAAACAAACAAAAAAGAAAACUGAAGUUCUGUUUGCUACUUUGAGCGCUACAAGUCAAAGAUGCAUUCAAGAAGAAAUUGAAUUCAAUUGGUUAAAAGCAAGAGAAAAUAUACUUUUAGAACAGAAAAAAACUUCUUUGAUAGAGAAAAAUGAUUUAGCUGAAAAAGUUAAAGUUUUAGAAAGUGCAACGACAGUAGAAAGCUUAGAAUUUCUGUCAAGUUGUGAUAAAUUUUUGAAGGAAUUUGAACUCAUGAAUGAGAAAAAAUCUAGCUUUGAGGAAACUAUGAAAGCUGAUCAUAUCAAAUUGACAGAAGAAAACAAUAAACUACUGGAAAUCAUUCAUAGAUUGCAAGCACAAAAAGUUGAAAAUGAAAAAAUUACUGAGGAGAAAAAUGAGUUGUAUGAGGCAUUAAAACAAGUCCAUAUAAAAAAAAAAGAUCUUCUUAAAGAAUCUUCUGAGUAUGAAGAUGAAAUAUCUCAAUUAAUGUGUCUGAAGUCGACACUCACUAGCAACAACGAAAACAUUGAACUUCAACGCAUUUUAAAGGAGAUUAAUAAGGCAAACGAAGAAUACUGUUAUUUAGCUGAACAUCGUCAACAACUUAGCACACAGUGCUUUCAACGACAGCAAUGUAAAAAAAAGGGAGAUUCUAAUAUAAUAUUAAAGUCGCUAGCACCCAAGGAAAACUCACAAGAGUUAAAGAAAACUCGAUUAUUCUCUCUAUGUGGUUCAUCUACUUUGGUCCAACCUUCAAAAAAAAAUCGUUUUAAUUAUUUAAAACCAUUAAAAGAAAAUUCUUCCAAAAUUAUAUCAUCUAAAUGGAGGGCCUCUGCAUCCUUUCCCUCCGCACUUGAUGAGGAUUUGUUUGGGCUGGAGGUGAGCAAUCAAGAAUCUUUUAUGGAAGUCGUUAGUGACGGCAUCAGUGACGACGAGAAAACAAUUUAAAAUACAAUUUACAAAAAUUGAUAAUUUUUUGCAUUUUUUGCAUUUUUUUUUUUUUUUUUUUUGUAUUUUAGAAACUUAUCUAAUAUUUUCACUGAAAAUAAUCAAAUUAGUAAACGUCAACAGAACUUGUUCGAAAAAUUAUUACUUAGACAAAUUACAUUAAUUAUGU
Hydra vulgaris (swiftwater hydra) is the source of this 1321-nucleotide messenger RNA. RefSeq lists its product as uncharacterized. Gene Ontology annotation, cellular component: cytoplasm. Lineage: Eukaryota; Metazoa; Cnidaria; Hydrozoa; Anthoathecata; Hydridae. The record is from RefSeq and is a predicted model, not a curated record.